Molecule: messenger RNA, 1273 nt
Organism: Durio zibethinus
Lineage: Eukaryota; Viridiplantae; Streptophyta; Magnoliopsida; Malvales; Malvaceae
Source: RefSeq, a predicted model, not a curated record
AUCCAUGAUGGAACUGGAGUCAUGCGUCCCACCAGGCUUUAGAUUUCACCCCACUGAGGAAGAACUGGUAGGUUAUUACCUCAGGAGAAAGAUUAACUCGCUGAAAAUUGAUCUAAAUGUUAUUAUGGACAUUGAUCUAUACAAGAUGGAGCCAUGGGAUAUCCAAGCUAGUUGUAAGCUUGGCUAUGAUGAACAAAAUGACUGGUACUUCUUCAGUCAUAAAGACAGGAAGUAUCCAACAGGAACACGGACUAAUAGAGCCACUGCAGCUGGAUUUUGGAAGGCAACAGGGAGGGACAAAGCUGUGCUUUCAAAGAACAAAAUUAUAGGGAUGAGGAAGACCCUGGUUUUCUACAAGGGUCGUGCACCUAAUGGUAGGAAGACAGAUUGGAUCAUGCAUGAGUAUCGACUCCAAACUGCCCAUAAUGGACCGCCACAGGAAGAAGGAUGGGUGGUCUGCCGGGCAUUUAGAAAACCAAGUCCUAAUCACAGGCAAGGCUUUGAAGCAUGGAACCAUGCUUACUAUAUCAGAGAUAACGGCCAAGUUAGGCCUCCAAUACCAAUUUCAGAUAUAGGAAGUACAUCUCAUCAUCAUCUUCACACGAAACAAGGAUCAAGUUUUUAUGAAUCCUAUGGUUCAGGACAAGAGCUUGUUUCCAACCAUAAUUUUUUGGACAGCCAACAAGUAAUGGAACUUCCACAACUGGAUAGCCCCACUACUCUUUCACCAACUUUAGCAACAAAAGAUGGUUUCCAGGGGAAACUUGUAACAAAUGAGGAUUGUGAUGAAGCAAAGAGCAAUAACAGUGGCCAAUACAUUGACUGGAAGAACUUGGACAACUUGUUUGCCUCACAGCUGGCUGAUACAACUUCUUAUCCAUAUCAAACUGCAGCACUAAUACCCCAAAACUACGAACUAGAUGCUGAAGAGCACGUUAGCCAUCUGCUUGGUUGCUUACCUGGAUCAUAGUAAAAGCCUAAAGUUUUACAAUUUUUUAUGCAAGGUGCUGAUCAUAUAAAACUCUUAUCUCAAACUAAUAGGAACUAAGUUUGAAAAGUCCUUCAGAUUUUAAAAUAUAAUUGCAUUGCUAAAAGUAGAGUACAUGUAGUAGAGAAAUUAAGAAUGGAUUUGUUAUGAUAAAGAGAGAAGACUUCCUGCAAGCUUUAGGGUGUAUGUAGAAAGUUUUCACUUCACCUUUUUCUCAUUUAUUAUCUUUACAAAUUUGUAUAUUGCGCAAUAGUGCAUAUGUCUACGUAAUAAUGUUAGUCUUUU